Molecule: messenger RNA, 5373 nt
Organism: Paralichthys olivaceus (Japanese flounder)
Lineage: Eukaryota; Metazoa; Chordata; Actinopteri; Pleuronectiformes; Paralichthyidae
Source: RefSeq, a predicted model, not a curated record
UGGACUUUGUGUAAACAUGGCGAGCCUGGUAGAUGUCGGCUGGAAACUCCUGGAAUUCAAAGCCCGAUCAAAAAGAUCAGGUUCCAUCUAUGAACCUCUUAAGCUGUCUAUUCUCCAUCGGGAGGAUGAGCCCCUAUGGGAGAAGCUGGACCGCUACUACAAUGCUGUCAAGACAACCAUUCUGAACUACCAGAGUCCCACCACAGGCCUUUUCCCUGUCAAAACAUGCUCCACGUGCAAAGAGGCCAAGGUCCGGGACUCCCUGUAUUGUGCUGCUGGUGCCUGGGCCCUGGCCAUGGCCUACAGACGCAUUGAUGACAACAUGGGGCGAACGCAUGAGUUGGAGCAUUCUGCUAUCAAGUGUAUGAGAGGGAUCCUCUACUGCUACAUGAGACAGGCUGAUAAGGUGGAGCAGUUUAAACAGGAUCCCAGCCCCUCAAAGUGUCUGCACUCAGUGUUUGACGUAGACACCGGAGACGAGGUUCACUCCUACAACGACUACCACCACCUGCAGAUCGAUGCUGUUUCUCUGUUUCUGCUGUACCUGGUGGAGAUGAUCUGCUCUGGUCUUCAGAUCAUUUACAACACUGAUGAGGUUUCCUUCAUCCAGAACCUGGUUUUCUGUGUGGAGAGGGCCUACAGGGUGCCUGACUACGGCAUGUGGGAACGAGGCAGCAAAUACAACAAUGGCAGCACUGAGCUGCAUUCCAGCUCUGUGGGUCUGGCUAAAGCUGCUCUGGAGGCCAUUAAUGGAUUCAACCUGUUUGGAAACCAGGGCUGUUCAUGGUCUGUGAUAUUUGUGGAUCUGGAUGCCCACAACAGGAACAGGCAAACCCUCUGCUCCCUGCUGCCCAGAGAGUCUCGCUCCCAUAACACAGAUGCAGCCUUGCUUCCAACGAUCAGCUAUCCUGCCUUUGCGGUGGAUGAUGAUGCUCUGUACAGUCAAACACUGGACAAGAUAGUUCGCAAGCUGCGGGGAAAAUACGGCUUCAAACGUUUCCUCCGCGAUGGCUACCGCACGGCCAACGAAGACAAGGAUCGUCGCUACUACAAACCUGCUGAAAUGAAGCUUUUUGAUGGAAUCGAGUGCGAGUUUCCCAUAUUUUUCAUCUACAUGAUGAUUGACGGGGUGUUUAGAGGAAAUAAAGCUCAGGUCAAAGAAUACCAGGAACUCCUUGAGCCCAUCAUCUUCCAGUCAUAUGAGGGCCAUGCUGUGAUCCCCAAAUACUACUACGUACCGGCCGAUUUUGUGGAGGCGGAGCAGAACAAGCAUGGGAGCCAGAAGCGUUUUCCGAGCAACUCUGGACGUGAUGGGAAGGUCUUCCUGUGGGGUCAGGCCUUGUACAACAUCGCCAAACUGCUGGUGGAUGAGUUGAUCAGCCCUAAAGAUAUUGAUCCCAUCCACCGCUACGUGCCCCGCCAGGACCAGCGUAAUGUCAGCAUGCGAUACUCCAAUCAGGGCCCCAUAGAGAAUGAUGUUGUGAUUCACGUGGCCCUUAUUGCUGAGAGCCAGAGAUUGCAGGUGUUUCUGAACACCUAUGGCAUUCAGACUCAGACGCCCCAGCAGGUGGAGCCGAUCCAGAUCUGGCCUCAGAAAGAACUGGUCAAGGCUUACCGUUUCCUCGCCAUUAACAAGAAGCUAGGGUUGAAUGGGCGUCCAGACAGGCCAGUGGGCUGCAUCGGGACCUGCAAGGUCAUGGGUGACCAUACCCUGAUAUCUGGAGCGGUGGUGGAGCAGUUGGACUUCCUGCGUGUUAAUGAGGCAGAGAUCUCGGAGUUUAAGAGCUUUGAGGAGCUGGAGCUGCCUAAACACUCCAAGGUGAAGCGUCAGAUGAGUACCCCCAACGCCUCAGAACUGGAGCAGCAGCCAGAGAUCAGUGUGGAGGAGUGGCUGGACAAGCCCACCCAUGAGAUCAUCAAGAAGUUCCACGACUCCAACUGUUUGGCCAGUCAGGCUCAGCUCGCAGGGAUCCUUCUGAGGAGAGAAGGACCAGACUUUCUAACUCAAGAUGAGAACCUGAUGGAUGAACUGGAGAGAAUCUACAGAAGAGCUGGCAGCAGAAAGCUUUGGUCUGUUGUCCGCCUCGCUGCUAGUCUCUUAACUAAGCUGGUGGACAGCCUUGCCCCCAGUAUAACUAGUGUUUUAGUGCAUGGCAAGCAGGUGACUCUCGGCCUAUUCGGCCAUGAAGAAGAGGUGAUCUCCAACCCGCUGUCGCCUGGGGUGAUCCAGGGCAUCAUCUACAGCAAGUGCUCCCCUCACGGUGGUGAGCUGGAGGCUGUUCUUCAGCAGGAGCUGGUCAUCCAUAUCGGAUGGAUUAUCUCCAACAACCCAGAGCUGUUCAGCGGCAUGCUCAAGAUCAGAGUCGGCUGGAUCGUCCAGGCCAUGAAACAUGAGCUAAAGAUCCGGGCAGGAGACAUGCCCCCCCAGGAAAUCUACCAACUCUCCCCCAGCGACAUCAAGCAGCUCCUGCUGGACGUCCUGCAGCCGCAGUACACCGGCAGGUCAUGGCUGAACAGGCGUCAGAUCGAUGGCUCUCUGAACAGGACCCCUCUGGGCUUUUAUGACCGUGUGUGGCAGAUCCUGGAGAGGACCCCCAACGGUAUUCAGGUGGCUGGGACUCACCUCCCGCAGCAACCCACACUGUCUGACAUGACCAUGUACGAGAUGAACUUCUCCCUGCUGGUGGAGGACACCCUGAAGAAGAUUGUCCUGCCCGAGUACAGACAGAUCAUAGUGGAGCUGCUGAUGGUGGUGUCCAUCUUGCUGGAAAGAAACCCGGAGCUGGAGUUCAGCGACCCGGUGGAUCUGGACUAUCUGGUGAAAGAAGCCUUCGGUGAUUUCCAGAGGGAUCACAGCAGCUUUGAAGGGAAAGAGAAACAGGAUGGUAUGGAGGCUUUCUACAACACACCUCCUGUGGGAAAGAGAGGCACCUCCAGCUAUCUCACCAAGGCUGUUAUGAUCCAGUUACUGCAAGGGGAUGUCAAGCCCUGCAAGGAUGACCCCUGUUCUGUUAGUUAGAUUUACAAUGUGAUGACCCCCCUAUGCAGUGUAGUCUUCAAAUGGUCCAGUAAGGACGACUGAGUAUCCAUCACACAUAUUCAGAAGAAAACCUCUCUCCUACCCACUCCUCCUAAGCUACACACCCGUAGAUUGUGGUUGGUUUUAUUAUAUAUUAUAUACUACAACUAGAGGUCAUGCACGAACAGUUUUUUUGUCAGUUAUAGUGUCACUGGAGUCUUAUUUGUAUUAUCUCUAUACAUAUAUGUUUUGUCAGAGUUCUGCAUUCCGUCUGCAUUGCAUAUCAAAUUAAGAUUUAUAUUGAUUAAAUGCAACCUCUAACCUUUAUUGAGGGGGCACAGAUUGGUAACUUUUGCCCCAAGGGUUUUAGCACUUUGCCCCAACAGUUAAUAUACUGCACAUCCACCAUCCACCGGUUAUGUAGGAACUUUACUUAAGCUGCUUUCAGACAUGCACCGAAAUCCUGCUCUGCACAUUUUCCUGAGAUGUUCUUGAAUAGUCCCCCAGUAAACUGUUUGGAAAGUGUCAGAGUGAGUCCAUGUCAGAAUACAACAGGAAAUUCACAAGCAAGUAGGUGGGCGUGUUGGUGACAUUUCUAAUAAUUGGCGUGAAACUGAAAAUAACAGAAUGCAAAUAUUUCAUGAUUCAAAAGAGGAUCCAAACACACAGAAGAGGCUGAUGAAUAUGUUAAUUUGGAAAGAGAACGAUAUUCGAUACGCUCUACACAGACGCCGCUGAAUUUUCCUGUUGUUGUCAAAGAAUCUGAUUUAAACAAACUCCUGCUGUGUUCCUCAUGUUUGAAAAGCAAAAAGUCCGGAGCCAAUUUCGUAGUUCAUGUCUGAAGAUGGCUGUAUGGAGUUCAGUCUCCCAACUGGGAUAACUAUUUGAGUAAUUAAAGUUUUAAUACAAGUUGGUGGAUAGCUUUUUCAAAGAUCCAGUUAGCUAACUACUGUUAGCUUACUCUUUCUCCAAUGCUAAAUAUAUUAUAAAAGAAUAUAUCAAAAUAAAAUUAAAGAGAAAAAAAUUACAUUCUAUCCAAAUGUAAGAAGGGAUGUUAGGCUGAAUUGACUUAAGCUGUAACAGAACAUUUAUAUGACUGGUAUCGAUCUUCUCUUUUAAUUUUUUGUUAGAAAGUGAAGCAGCAUGUUUCUCAGAAUGUGGAGCUGUCUCUCUAAAUUUUUGCUGUUGCUUAAAAAAUCAGUUUAAAAUGUUUUGCUCUGGCUAUCAGGUGUAACGCCAUCAUGAACUGUGCUACAUGAACCAGGCUCAGAUGUAGCCAUUCAAACUGUACAUUUGGCCUCACCAGCAAUAACAUAGCAAUUUAAUAUGCAAUAUGCUAUUCAGUCAGUAUCAGGUCAACCUGUUUCAUGAGAGAUGUGGUUCUUAAAUUGGCUCCAGGGGCCUUAAAUUUGUGAGACUUCUAUGAAACAGAAAGUGGUUAAUUUUGUCAUUACUUCAUGUAUCAUGAUUCCUUAAAAAUACACAUAUGGAUCCUGAUCAAAUGCAGCUUAAGAUUCAGUGUGUAAGAUUUUGGUGAAAGAGAUCUAGUGGCAGAAAUUGAAUAAAUAAUAAUCCUAGUGAUGUUUUCACGUGUGUUUCAUCUCAAUUGUACAAAUUGUUGUUUUCUUUACCAUACAAUGAGCAGCUACUGAAACUGAACUGAAAGCUACCUCGGGUUUUCCUUCAUGUUUGGAAGGGGAGGGUGGGGUGAGGGAUAUUCAGCUGCAACAUGCAACUUUACCACUAGAUGUCACUAAAUUCUACACACUGAAUCUCUAACCUUGUAAACCUCAGUCACAGUAUCUGCAGGUCUUUGGCAUUUGAUAGUUUCAGAACCACAGCAGAGAAUAUCAAAUUUAUUUUUUAGUGAGUUAUACAAAAUAUAUUAAUUAUGAAAAUACAUACAUGUCAGCAUUAGGUGUGUUGUACUGUGUUGAGUUUCUCUUCGAAAAACUCUGUGUGCUCUUACCUCCGUGCAUGCACAGUCUGCUGCAUGACAAUAGGGAUCGCUUUAGCCAGCGUGAUGGUUUCUCUGAAUGUUAUAAGCUACAAAAUAGAGUUUCUGAGAGGCCCAUUUCUGCACAAUAGGGCUCUGCAUGACAAUGACAACUGCUCAUCUGAAGUGGCGGGACAGAAAAUGCUGUUUUGUUGAAUGUGGGCAACUGAAAAUAAUGCUGUCAACCUUAUGUAGAAAUGAUGAAAGGUUCUCUAUUUGAAAGCGUGCCUUUCUGAAUAUCAUCACUGUGAUGAACCUGCCUAACCGUGUUACUGUGUGUGUGUGUGUGCUGUUUACCCUUUUCAUUCAAAAGAAGUAGUUUUGAAAAUACCAGAAUAAAAUCAUCGUGGAAACGUUA